Amyelois transitella is the source of this 3102-nucleotide messenger RNA. RefSeq lists its product as uncharacterized. Bases 134 to 694 code for a protein of 186 amino acids. The record is from RefSeq and is a predicted model, not a curated record. The transcript has 6 exons. NCBI's taxonomy places the organism in Eukaryota, Metazoa, Arthropoda, Insecta, Lepidoptera, Pyralidae.
AAAUAAUGAAGGAACAAUCUCAAGUGUUGAGGACUUCAGAUUAAAUUUGUAUCAAUAUUAUUACAUUAGCCUACUAUAUAAAGCACAGAUACAUUGCGAACAUUUAUUCAUUAUUAUUCUUCUUAGUUUAUAUAUGUACAUCAUUCGGCCCAAUUGUUUUAAUUCCAAAAUGAAACAUUUUAUCUUUUUCUGUGGCCUGAUAAGCAUCGUUUAUUCUAAAUCCUUGGGAUCAUCCCGGGGACAUGGGAGAUGUGUUAACAUGUGGGAUGAAGGAUGCAUCAACGGUCAACUUAAUGGCGCUGGUGGUGAUGAUAAUUACCUAAAUGGAGGUUUCAACCCGGGCAAGCGGUGCGUCAACAUGUGGGAUGAAGGUUGCAUCAACGGCCAGCUCAACGGAGCUGGUGGCGAUGACAAUUACCUGAACGGAGGUUUCAACCCGGGAAAGCGGUGCGUCAACAUGUGGGACGAAGGCUGUAUUAACGGACAACUCAAUGGAGCUGGUGGUGAUGACAAUUACCUGAACGGAGGUUUCAACCCGGGCAAGCGGUGUGUCAAUAUGUGGGACGACGGCUGCAUCAAUGGACAACUCGAGGGUGCUGGCGGCGACAACGAUUACCUGAACGGAGGCUUCAAUCCGGGAAAACGGUCGCUCCACGAGCUAAUGUUAAAAUUACGAAAACAUCCCAAGCACUAACUACCUACUCUUUCUAAUGCUUAUUUUUUUUAAAUUUAAGGUUGUUCCUUUUGUGGCAAAUAAAAUAAUACUUACCUAUUAAUUUAAUUCAAAAUGUUUCUCAUUUUAUGAUCUGUUAGGACAGUGACAUUUGAAAAUAUUCGUUCAUUCGUUUUUGUUUAAGUUGUUCGUUUUGUGGAAAAUAAAAAAAAAGAAUUGAAUUAAAAUGUUUCUUAUUAUGUAAAGGAGAAGAAAAUUUAUUUGAUAGAUAAUAUACAUUAUUUCUCUCCUACAUCAAAGUACAACAAAAAUAAUAGAUACAAUCAAUGCACUCUCGACGACCACAUAAAUAAUAGUCUCCUAUUUUCUGUCUGUAUGUAUGCGCUAUCUUGGAAAAUUGUGGACGGAUUUUGUUCCUGUUUGAAAUGUUGGAAAGAGUUUUAGGAAGGUUUGUGCGUAGCCGGGACAGGUCUAGUCUUAAAUAAAGAAUUCAUUUAAUAAUUAUUCAAAAACUUUAUUAUUGACAUAACCAGUGCCUUAAGCACAUAUAAACAUUAUAUAAAAAUAUUACAUUUUUGUUUGCAGCAUCACCUUGCAAUUUCAUUGCUACAUAAUUAAUUACAUAACACUUUCAUUUAAUUUUUUCCAAUUUUGUACCUUAAAAACACGAAUUAACUAUCUAAGUAUUCGUUAAUGAACGAAUUAAGGCAAAUAUUGUAAAAGGCUCAAAGUUUGGCAAGUUAUUUACAAAGUCUUUUCAUUGAUGCACAGGCGCAAAUAACUUAAAUCUUAAGAUUCAUACAUUACACGAUUUGAAUAAAAUAAAAUUAAGUAGAUUAAAAUAUUAUUAAUACUAAAAAUAUAAACACAAAUCAUAAAGCUAAGUAAGUCAAAAGGAUUUUAUAUGGUCGCUACCUUUUAUGGUAUAGAAGGAACAGCGAAAUGGCUUUGCACAUAUCGUCUUUCAAGUUGGCAAUUUUUGCUUACGAUGGGGAAGCCCUACUACGGCCCAAAUCUUCAACAAGGUGAAAGACAACGAAAAAUCCACUGAAAAUAUAUAGUUGGAGAUAUACUUGGGGAACCGAAUUAAGCUUACUUAUUUCUGCGAGACUAUUUAUUCCCUCUUAUUUUAUUGAAUGCUCAAUGGCUUUUCCCAUUUGCGUCUUCUACCUGAAGAAGUUAUUUUAAAACUAUCGUCUGAUCACUGUGACUGUUGUAUCAAAUUUGCUAACCCUACAAUUAAAAUUGUCAUUUAAUAUAAAGUUACAAAAUUAAUCGCCAUUUUUCGUUUGUUAUUUUUAGUUCAUAAAACUAGUAAUAUGUAUAAGGCAGUAAAAAGGCUAUAUUAUUAUUUGGCCAAGAUCAGGCUAGAUAUUGUAAGGACAACACAAAGAUUAUUUAAGUAGAUACCUACUCAUAAAUGCUUUUGACGUGAAGAUUAAUUUAAGGCUAAAAAACGGACAGAAAUAUUAACUUAAUACAUAAAAUAUACUAACUAUAAAAUACACAAAAUUAUUUUCACAUACAAAUAAAUAACUAGGUACUAAACACGUUAUUAUGCGCUAAUAAGCAUUAUUUAUUUUAAAGCGGUGGGUGGAUAUGACGGUCAACCACAAAUCAAGACGUUUUCCAUAUAAGUAAAAAGUAGCUAUUUAUUUUUCAAUGGAAAAAUAUUUUCCACACAUUUCAAAUGUAAAAUUCGAGUGUUUGUUAUUUAAAAUGGUAAUUAUUGGUGGCAGGUGUGUUUUUAUAAUUCUUAAGAUUUUUCAGUUAACUAACUACUUAGUCACCUUUUAUAGGCUAAUUUAUUAAGCGCCAUUUUCGAUGUUUAAUUAUACUUCUUUUAAAAGAUUUUAUUAUUAUAGAUUACGAAACGCAAUAGACAAUUUAUUUUGUAAAUGUGAUAAUAUUUAAAUUUUCAUCUUUUAAUUCCUUAUGGUUCCCGGCACCAGACGAAAAAAAGAAUAGGGCCUCCAUGUCUUUACCAUGAAUGUCGUUAAUGGCAACUCAGGGAUAGGCUAAUAAACUUGGGAUACUUCUGUUUCCCAGUUUUAUCUGUCUAUCUUCCUAUACUUUUAGGCGAUGAGCCAGAAACCUAUAACUACUUUAAUCUUAAUUCUAUCAUAAACCCAAAUAGCUGAACGUGAUCUAUCAGUCUCUUCAAGACUGUUUGCUCUGUCCACCCCGCAAGCAAAAUAGACGUGACUAUAUGUAUGUAUGUUCAUUAGCAACGGUCCUUAUUAUAAAAUUCCAUGUAGGUAUAAACUCGUGCCGAAUAUGAAAGUAGGUGCCUUAUUUCAUUAUGGUAUUUGUAUCAAAGUAUUUGUACUCCAUCUUCUACGAUUUAAUUACAAUUCAUUCUUACAAGCAAAUUGGCAUAUAAUUGUAUGUAAUGCCCUUGAUUUGUGGUUGUGGUCACUCGUACUGAG